Molecule: messenger RNA, 1707 nt
Organism: Malania oleifera
Lineage: Eukaryota; Viridiplantae; Streptophyta; Magnoliopsida; Santalales; Ximeniaceae
Product: protein IQ-DOMAIN 21
Exons: 5
Coding region: 217-1614 (465 amino acids)
Molecular function (GO): protein binding
Source: RefSeq, a predicted model, not a curated record
AAAUGCAAACGGCGAGCUCGCGGGUGUGCAGUUACCCUCUCUCUCGUCUCUCUCCUCUCUCUUCCUUCUUUCUCUCUAGAUCACUUCAGAAGUCUCUGAAAAUGCAUAGAAAAUGAGAGAAGACCCAUGUGAAGAAGAAGAUUCAGAGAAGCCAAACAACCCCAGCUCCGAAGAAAACAUCAGAAUUCUCCCCAGACGCGGAUCGGUUCGCCGGAGAUGGGGAAGAAAGGCGGCGGCUGGUUCUCGUCCGUGAGGAGAGCGUUUAAGUCCUCUUCCAAGGACUCGCCGGAGAAGAAGAAGGGCAAUAAUGUCGCCGGAGACAAAUGGCAGCGUGACACGGCACCGGACGUUGUAUCGUUCGAGCAUUUUCCGGCGGAGAGCUCCCCUGACGUCACGAAUGACGAAAGCGCCGCGUCGUCCCCCGCCGCCGAUGAUAGAAACCAUGCCAUCGCCGUCGCCGCGGCAACUGCUGCGGCGGCGGAAGCGGCGGUCGCUGCUGCUCAGGCGGCCGCAAAAGUUGUGAGGCUGGCCGGGUACGGGCGCCAAUCCAAGGAAGAAAAGGCUGCCACCACCAUUCAAUCCUACUACAGAGGAUACCUUGCUCGUCGUGCCCUACGGGCUUUGAAGGGAUUGGUGAGGCUGCAGGCUCUUGUGAGAGGACAUAACGUGCGAAAGCAGGCCCAAAUGACAAUGCGAUGCAUGCAGGCCUUGGUUCGAGUCCAGGCCCGGGUGCGGGCCCGGAGACUCCAAUUGGUCCACGAUAAGCUUCAGAUGAGUAUGAGGGAAGAAGCGAGAAGGCCCAGGAGCCCCUUGAAGAAGUUUGGGCCCACUAUUGAAAGUAAUUGGGAUAGCAGGCUCGGCCCAGGAAAAAUAAAGGAUGGUGACAUGCCAAGACUAGAUGCUUUGAUGAAGAAAGAGAGGUCCCUUGCCUACGCUUUCACUAGCCAGCAACCCCAACAACAACAACAACAACAACAUCUGUUGCAAUCGAAUCCUAGUGACAUUGAUGCUCGAUACUAUGUGGACGAACAAGAAAAGCCACAAUGGGGAUGGAAUUGGCUCGAGCGAUGGAUGACAUCGCAACCAUACCAAACACACCAAUUUAGGCCACACGAAGACUCCUAUGCGACGGUCACUACCACCGCCGAUGACAUGUCUGAGAAGACAGUUGAAAUGGACAUGGCAACUCCUCCGGGCUCAGACCAUAUGAACAUGGGGCGGCCCAACAAGGAUGCACUUGACCCUAUUAAUCAAUACCCAACACGACAACAACGACAAGGUAGCUUGGAAAAUGUCCCAAGUUAUAUGGCCCCAACCAAGUCAGCAAAGGCUAAGGUUCGAGCCCAAGGUUCCAUUAAGCAACGGUCUGGAUCUACCCCGCAAUGGAACCCAUCAACAAGGAGAGGAUCUGUUGUUGGGUCAGGCGGUGAUUCCUCUAGCUCAGGAGGAACACCAGCCUUUCAAGCCCCGAGAAGCCCAAGCCCAAAAGGAAAUGGGCUUGCGCUUCACGGGCAGUCCAAACGCGGCAUCAGCUUCAGCCCAGAUCCAAGUGGAGUUGAUGGGGGGUGGAUGCUACCUUUAAGUGGUCAAAGUUGGAGACGUGAAUUUGUUUGAUCUUAUGAAAUAACCUAUCAUGAUUGAAAAAAAUAUUAUAUGUUCAUACACUACUAUUUAUUUUUCUUGUAAUGAUUUUAUUUUGUGUGUCUA